AGCGGCGGGAGCUGCACUGGCCGGCGGUUCCGGCUGCAUUUCCAUGAGCGCCGCCGGCAGCCGCGGAGCCGCAGGAGCCAGACUGGGGGCCAGCUGGACCCUUGUUGUCACCUACGCUCAGCUUUUAGGUUAAUUUGAAUAAGAGAGCACCCCUGACCAGCCCAGCUGUACACUCUUCAAGGAUAAUUACUAUUCACAGUAAAGAGGAGCAAACAACAUAGGAUCAAGAUGAAUGCCAUGCUGGAGACCCCCGAGCUCCCGGCCGUGUUUGACGGGGUGAAGUUGGCCGCGGUGGCUGCUGUGCUGUACGUCAUCGUCCGCUGUUUGAACCUGAAGAGCCCCACAGCCCCACCUGACCUCUACUUCCAGGACUCGGGGCUCUCACACUUUCUGCUCAAGUCCUGUCCUCUUCUGACCAAAGAAUACAUUCCACCACUGAUCUGGGGGAAAAGUGGACAUAUCCAAACAGCCCUGUAUGGGAAGAUGGGGAGAGUGAGGUCGCCACACCCGUAUGGACACCGGAAGUUCAUCACCAUGUCCGAUGGAGCCACCUCCACCUUCGACCUCUUCGAGCCCUUGGCUGAGCACUGUGUUGGAGAUGACAUCACCAUGGUCAUCUGCCCUGGAAUCGCCAAUCACAGCGAGAAGCAGUACAUCCGCACCUUUGUUGACUAUGCCCAGAAAAAUGGUUAUCGGUGCGCCGUGCUGAACCACCUGGGUGCCCUCCCCAACAUCGAACUGACCUCACCGCGCAUGUUCACCUACGGCUGCACGUGGGAAUUUGGAGCCAUGGUAAACUACAUCAAGAAGACAUAUCCCCUGACUCAGCUGGUCGUCGUGGGCUUUAGCCUGGGUGGUAACAUAGUGUGCAAAUACUUGGGGGAGACUCAGGCAAACCAAGAAAAGGUCCUGUGCUGCGUCAGCGUCUGCCAAGGGUACAGUGCGCUGAGGGCACAGGAGACCUUCAUGCAAUGGGAUCAGUGCCGGAGGUUCUACAACUUCCUCAUGGCUGACAACAUGAAGAAAAUCAUCCUCUCACACAGGCAAGCUCUUUUUGGAGACCACGUAAAGAAACCUCAGAGCCUGGAGGACACGGACCUGAGCCGACUCUACACAGCAACGUCCCUGAUGCAGAUUGAUGACAACGUGAUGAGGAAGUUUCAUGGCUAUAACUCCCUGAAGGAAUAUUAUGAGGAAGAAAGCUGCAUGCGGUACCUGCACAGGAUUUAUGUGCCUCUCAUGCUGGUUAAUGCUGCUGACGACCCCUUGGUGCAUGAAAGUCUUCUAAACAUUCCAAAAUCUCUUUCAGAGAAACGGGAGAAUGUCAUGUUUGUGCUGCCGCUGCACGGAGGCCACUUGGGCUUCUUUGAGGGUUCUGUGCUGUUCCCCGAGCCCCUGACGUGGAUGGACAAGCUGGUGGUGGAGUACGCCAACGCCAUUUGCCAGUGGGAGCAUAACAAGUUGCAGUGCUCAGACACGGAGCAGAUGGAGGCCGAGCUGGAGUGAGGCCCCUGGACUCGGGUGCGCUCCAGUGGCCCUCCUCUGGAACCUGCACCCCACACCGGCUGUUUCAGGUCCCCCAUCUUCCUCAGUGACCUGGAUCUGACCUCACAGCAUUAGCAGGGGCCACCCACCAGGCAUACUUGUCCUGGAGCCUGCGGCUCUCCCCAGGAGCUCCGGGCUAUUUUUGUGUUUAGGUUACUGGUUUCCUCCAUUGCAUUGUUUGCCGUGGUGACAAGUGACAGGGUUCUCACCCACCUGUCCAGUUUCAGCAUUCGAUUGCUUUUAAGCCAAUUCCGUCUAGUUUCCCUAUUAAAAAAUGUGUCUGAACAGCAGUUUUGCUUUGCCAAUCGAAAGGCUUUUCCCUGAGAACGGUGCAGGAUGUAUGUUAGUUUUGUGGUGGUUGUAUGUGUCCUUAACGUAGACCCUGAAAAAAGUCACUGUUCUAGGCCGAUGCUGAAGAUGCCACUCGGCGUGGGAGUCUCCUCGGCCCAGAGUGGGGUCUCCUAUGUGGCAAAGGAAAUUCCCUUGAAUCACAAGCCAACUUUUUUCCCUCACUAUCUUCUGAGACAGUCUCCCCACACUUUCCUGGUGAUGAGAGUUACCUGGGGCGCUUGUUAAAAAUUCAGCCUCCCAGGUCCCUCCCCUCCUAGAGGCUGAUUCAGUGGGUCUGGAAAGGGGCCUGGGGAUUUUAAUUUUUGACAAGUGCCCCAGGUGAUCCUCAGCCCCAGGCAAAUUCGGGAAACACUGUUCUAAGAGGCCUUCAAAUUAGAAGUAUCUUGGUAGCACAUUUUGUUGAAAUUCACGGUCAGAGGCCUAUCAGGUCACUGCCCUCAUGUGAUCCCAGCGGCCUCUUGAAAAGAGCCCUGGCUGGGAGUGAAGCGUUUGGGCUGUGGCCUUGGCUCUGCUUCUCACUGGCUGUAUGAUCCUGGAAAAGUCCCUUGGGCUUUAGAUUCCUCAUCUGUAAAAUGGGGGGACUUACACCAGGUAGAUUGACGAGAUCACGACCAAUUCUAAAGUUCAAAUGACAAACUCAUUUGCUGAAGUCUGAGAGAACAUUCUUCCAGGGGAGCCUGGGAGUUAUUCUCCCAUCUAAGCACCUAGCUUUGGUGUCGUCACUUGCCUUUCUUUUUUGACCCUCAUUUCAUAUAAACAGGUUUGUUGUUUGUUUAUAAGCACUGAAUUGUAAAAAUUUUAUUUUUUUUUAACCCUGGUUCUAACUCUAGCUUUUGAUACCAGACAAUUCAAAAGUUAGAUUUGAGUCUGAAGAAAGAUAUUUCCAACCGAAGAAGGUGUUGUUUUGAAACCAGAGUUUUCAUUUAAUAGCCUAUAUUUGUAUUCUGUUGGAUAGAUCUUUCCAAAGUAUGUCUUCUCAAAUCUAAACAUCACUUGAGGUUUCAAGUACUCCUUUUCUCCAGUCCUGUGGCACUUGAAUAUCUAAAAACCCUGCACUUUGAAAAAUCUGCAGUUGCUAUCUGGAACUCAAUGGAACUACAUGUGAAACUGCCUGGAUACUUCAAAAAAUAUUUUCCCUGCUUCAUUUCCUUUGGCUCUAGGCAGGAAUAUGAAUAGUGGGUCUGUGUGGGCGUUGCAGGGGUACUGGGAGCCCCCCAAGUGCCUGAUGCAGAAUCCCCUGGCCACGGGAAGGCGUGGUUUGGGCAUUGGUCUAAGUGACUGUGAUGGUAACGUCUGUAACCCGAAGUCUUUUGCUGACAAUCACCAGAUCAUUCUAACAAUAUCUACAAAGAUUGAGAUUUCUAUAUAUUCUGUAUAAUUUCUCACUCACCAAAAUCUAUCAUUAUGACUUUUCACCCAAGUUAUUUCUCUAGUGCAUUUCCUUUUAGCACAAAUUGGCACUUUAUCAUCUCCCCCUCAAUUUGGAAGCAAGCCCCUCUCCUUCAAUACUUUUGCCACCACCCAACCACAGCUGUAAUCUAGAAUAUUCCUAGGCACAGUUCCCGGUUCAUUUCUCAAGACUUUUUGUGAAAGUAGAUAAACCAAGCAAUAACUUAGUAGGGUUGAAUCACAGGAAGCAAGAGGCUCCUUUCAUUUGCCUUAGGCCACAACUCUUAACCUGUUCCGACAAAUUGGUGGCCCAGGUACUAGCUCCAUUCAGGAGGGGAAAUCACCCAGAGUAGAGGUGGAGGGCGGAGGGCCGGAAACCCUGACCCUUCCAAGGUUGGCCCUUGGAGGCUAGUCCGCGAGGCAGUUCUGGUGGCCUCUGUGGGGGAGAGGCAGGGCUGGGGGCAAAGCCUUUGUUGCCACACAACCAGAAUUUAGCCCAUAGGACUUUGGCGGCUGUGUCCCAGCUGAAAUCUUUUUGGUGGGUGACUCUGAAUGGCACUUACGUUUCCUUUGGGUUCACAUGAAAUCAACUGAAGCCCUUUGUUUGAGAUUUAGGCUGUUAGGCAUGGAAAUGAGAGUGUGAUGGUGGCUGUCUUACAAGAAAAUUCUUGUUUGCCCUUGAAUGAGAGCACAGAAGCAUUUCAUUUUCAGAGACGCAAACUAGCCUAAUAAAUGAGGAGCAGCAUUCUAUAUGUAGAUCAUCUUUUUCCUUCAUUCAGUUUUCCUUGCUUUUUCUUCCCAGGGUCAUUCAUUUCUGAUGACAGUGUGAGUUCUCUUCUCGCUAUUAGGAUCCCAUUUGGGCUAAAACAAGGCUGAAUUUUCAGAUUAUUUGGAUAUUAUAUUUUAAAAUCAGAUAAUGGAUAUAAGCUUUAUAGACCUAGACAAUUCUGUUGUAGAAAUAACAUCUUAAACUCAGGGGGGCAAACACCCACAUUUCUCUUGGUUGUACUCCCUGCCUCCUAAAAAAUUUGAAGACACUGAUGAGUGAACUGAUCCCAGUCAAAUUCAGAUUAUCUGAUUUGAGAAACAGUAUCAAAUCUCCUUGAUGCAUUCAUGUUAGAAGGUAAUUUAAAAGACUUGAAGAAAAUGUAUCAUCUUUCCUGGUGUGUUUGUACCAUUGAUUCAAGAGCUCUGCAGUUGUUGACAGAAAGUUGUUUGUUACUAUUAUAUUCUUUUAGCCUCUCUACAGCAUUUGACACUCACAGGGGACCUAUGACAUACCAUAAGGGUGAAAAUAUACCUGAAAGGGAAUGUUCCUGUUCCGACUUGGCAUUAUGGAACCAGGAUCCAUCCAGGAGACCUCGUUCUUCUCCUGUCUGUAAUUUAUGUUCACUUGUGAGCAAGUCACUUCACCUCUCUGAGCCCCAGUUUCCUCAUCUUAGACCAUCUCUAAGUCCCCACCUGUAAGACCACUUCAACCAUUUACACAUCGUUUGCCUGAACAUUCCCACUUGGCUUCUCUCCAGCCUUUGCACUGAACGUCAGGUGUGCCAAGGCUCAUCUUGAAGGGGUUGGGAGAGAGGGAGUGCUUCAGCAUUAAGACUUUCCUGGUGAAGACCCUUAAGUUGUCUGAAGCCCUUUGUCCUUGACUGGCUUAUUUUCAGAGCCUUCAUUGUCCUCGGACUAUCUUGCUAUUCUGAGGGUGGUCUUGUGAUUAGGGCAGGUGUUGCCACUGGAAUGAGUGACAAUCUCCAUCCUUCACUGUGACUCCAGCAGAGCAUUGGGAGUUCCCAGGCAAAAAUCCUUCCUGCUCAGGCUUUCAUUCUAAAACCACAGCCUUCAUUCAAGCUGAAUUUCAAGCUUAUAUGCCAGGCAUCUGAAUAAUAGCUCUCUUUGUAACUGUGUGACUCGAGAUCCAUUUUGCCAGCACCGGGGAAACAACAAUGCAUGUGUUCUUGUUUGUGUUUUCCAGGCAAGCAGAUGUCUGAGAUGUGAGAGGUUUUUCUUUUCCUGAGGCAUUGAUUCCAACUUAGAGCUGAAGUAUACAGAUCACUGAAACAUCGUCUUGAGUUAAAAGAACUCAUAGGCAGGACAGGAGGGUUACUAAAGAAGCAUUUCACUGCAGCAUUCUAUCACGAUAGCAUCGAUUUUCUUUGUCCAGAAAGCCUUAGCUUUCCUCUAGGAAAUCUCCCUGUAUUACAAUAUUAUAGCAUCAAAAUUCAAAUUCUGCUGCUGUGGAAGGCUGAAGCGAAGCCACAGCAAAACCGGAGAAUUUCCUCAAGUGGCCUGUCCCCUCCUCGUUAUGUCAUGUCCCCCAGCCGUCACAAUCUGGGUGAUCCAAAACUGGCCCCAAUGCCUCAUCUCUGAUGCCUUUCUGUCAUUCUGUCUUGCUCGGUUGUUCAAAGCCACUUUGGAUACUUGGACACCAAAAAGCCUUGAAAAGAGGCCUGGCUGUGGCAUUUAGAGACCAAGCAAUUGAGGGAAAAGUUUUUUUCAACCUCUGCUAUCUAAGCAGAGGGAAGUCGUGUCCCCCCCCCCCCCCCACCUUUGUAAACUAGGAUUGCUUUGGCCAAAUUGCAUUUGAAACGAAGGAAAGGGGAACUUGCCCUGCUGGCCUAGAUAACUGGAAUGCCAUACCAAACAAAGGCUGCUUCCUCUUGCCUGUGUCACCACUGCUACAGCCCCUGGAUUCUGUAGCCCAGGCAUUCCCCAGCAGGGUCCCAUGGAAGUGGGCCACAGAGACCACCUCGCCAGCCAUCUCAGCCUCCCAGAGGUCCACAGCUGCUCCUUUUGGAAGAUUCAGCCUCCUGUGUUUUUUGAACUGUUUUUGCAAACGUGUACGUGAGGAAAGCUUUCAUGUAUCUCUAAUGAUAGCUGAAGUUAAUUUCUAACCAGUGGAUUAAGUGUAACAUUCCAAGUUCCCUGAAGUUCUCAGCUUUUAAUUUGACGCCUAUCAAUUAAUAAUAAAAUCUAUAAACUCCCAUCUCCCCAUUUUGGUCCCCAUUAGCCAAGAAAUUCACUUACUGCCAUACACUGGGCACAAUCCACUUAUAGCACUUGCAUAAAUACCCUUCAUCUCAAUGGGCAUCUCCUUUCGGAACCCUCACAUUGAGCAGCCAACAGCCACCUCGAAUUAUAACCCACCCCUAGGUCCCCGUGCUGGCCCUUCCCUCCCAGGCUGUUCAUGUGGGUGGACAAAGUUCCUGGGUGUAGGAGUCAGGUUUUGUUUGCUUUUUGGUUCGGCCUCCUUAGUUUUCCUAAAGCACAAGUCCAUGUAGAAUCCUGUCACCUCUCAACAGUUCCAGAUGACCUGGGUCCCUCCCACUGCCUCAGGAAGACCUUCACUGUACCUGAGCUUUUUGACUUCUGCCACUGCAGCUGCCUUAGUGACACCGGGGUGGGGGGUUUGGGGGGGCGGGGGGUGUGUGUGGAGCAAAUUUGCAUCUCUCCUUAGCCCGGUUAGACUCUGUUCAACCACAUUUUUAUGUUGGCAGAUCUGCUUCCAGAUUGGUUUUUGAGAACCAUCACUUUCACAUUCCAAUUCUGCUUUGUUUUGUUUGGAUUUCCCAAAACUUAAAAUGCUGCCCUGAAAAUAUUGUAUUUUGAGUUUGUGUUCUGAAAGCCUCCCUGCUGCUGGAUCUUUGUGGGGGGAAAUACAGGAUCCUCCAGCACUGAGGUGUUUAAGAUUUGCAACUAGCAAUGCAAUUUUUUUCUAAAUAUGAGGAUAUUUACCUUUAUUAAGAAAUUACACUAAACACUGAUGUUCUUGAUCGUUUUAUGUUCUCAUGUUACUUUUGGUUCUAUUUGAUUCUGUGUGGUGGUAAACAAGGAUCAUUACAAACAAAAAACUGUAAUUUUGUUAUCUUUGAUUCAACGGAAUUUCUUUACUUAAAAAAAAAUAAAAGCUAAAAAUGA
Molecule: messenger RNA, 7200 nt
Organism: Choloepus didactylus (southern two-toed sloth)
Lineage: Eukaryota; Metazoa; Chordata; Mammalia; Pilosa; Megalonychidae
Gene: ABHD2
Product: abhydrolase domain containing 2, acylglycerol lipase
Exons: 11
Coding region: 229-1506 (425 amino acids)
Biological process (GO): sperm capacitation; steroid hormone receptor signaling pathway; acylglycerol catabolic process
Cellular component (GO): sperm plasma membrane; sperm flagellum
Molecular function (GO): monoacylglycerol lipase activity; acetylesterase activity
Source: RefSeq, a predicted model, not a curated record